CCUUUUAGAACUGUCAUUUAUACUUGGCAUCCCUACAGAGUAUUGCUAGUUAUAAAUAAGUCAACAUCACUGAUAUUCCAGAAAUUUGUAAGAAAAUGCAAAUUGCAAAAGACCUUUCGAGCGUUUCGAAAAGGAAACCGAUAUGUUUGAUAGUCCUCGGGAUGGCUGGUUCGGGUAAAACCACGUUCGUUCGUAAACUUGCCCAGUAUAAUCAUACUGAGCACAAUCCAUAUCUCAUUAAUUUGGAUCCGGCCUGUCGAGAAGUUCCUUACCCAGCAAAUGUUGAUAUACGUGACACCAUUAAUUAUAAGGAGGUUAUGAAACAAUAUAAUCUCGGUCCAAACGGUGGUAUUGUGACCGCUUUAAAUUUGUUUUCAACAAAGUUUGGCAAAGUUAUUGAACUUGUUGAGCGCACUGAAGAUAAACAUAAGUAUUGUAUUAUUGAUACUCCUGGACAAAUCGAAGUGUUUACAUGGUCAGCAUCCGGGACCAUCAUUACAGAAGCAUUGGCCACAGUAUUUCCUACUGUUGUGGUAUACGUAAUGGACAUCGUUCGUUCUACGAGUCCCACUACAUUUAUGUCAAACAUGUUGUACGCUUGUUCCAUUCUAUACAAAGCUCGAUUGCCGUUCAUAAUAGUGAUGAAUAAAAUCGAUGUUCAAGAGUUCGGUUUUGCUAUUGAGUGGAUGCAAGAUUUCGAGUCAUUCCAAGAAGCUCUGGAAACGGAAACAACAUAUGUCAGUAAUUUGACUCGAACUAUGUCUUUAACGUUGGAUGAAUUCUAUCGCGAUCUGAAAGCUUGUGGAGUAUCAUCAAAAACGGGUAUCGGGUUCGGAAAAUUUUUUGAGCUGGUAGAUGAAGCAUCAACCGAGUACUUGAAUGAUUAUAAAGCUGAAUAUGAAAAACUGCGAAUAGAAAAGAUCGCAGCACAAAAGCGAAAGGACGAGGAGAAGCUUAACAAUCUUUAUCGUCAAGGGAAAGGUGAAGAAGUUUCUUUGAUAAGUCAAAUUAGCAGCGGACGAGAUCGAGCAGACCUGUAUUUAAAACAUCCAGGCAAUGAGAGUUCGGAAGAUGAAGAAGGACAUGAGAAUGAUGCAACUAUUUGUCCAGGUGACGAUGAAGCAGAAGAAGCAAACUUUAUUUCAUUUGUUCAAAAACACAAAGAACAGUACGAAGAAAGGAUAGCAAAGCAAAAGCAAACAAAUGAUUAAAUCGAAUAAACUUUAUUCAAAUGUUCAACACCAAAUCGCAA
This is a messenger RNA of Wyeomyia smithii (pitcher-plant mosquito), 1252 nucleotides long. RefSeq names its product GPN-loop GTPase 1. Bases 96 to 1211 code for a protein of 371 amino acids. Lineage: Eukaryota; Metazoa; Arthropoda; Insecta; Diptera; Culicidae. Gene Ontology annotation, molecular function: GTPase activity. The transcript has 3 exons. The record is from RefSeq and is a predicted model, not a curated record.